AUGAAGCCAAAAAAUGCUUUUGGUAAGCAGUACAAGAAAAUGUUCAGCAUGAAUGGGACACCAAGAUUGGAAUCUUAUGGUGUAAAUGCAGUUUUGGAUGAUGAAGAAGCUGUUGGGUCAGCGGAUGAAACAGGAUGUGGAGCUAAAAUUCCUUAUGGUGAUGGUGAGCUGGACAGGUUUCUUGCGAAAAGAACAUUGAAGGAUUUUGUGGUAUGUUCUCCUGAUGCACCCUCCUUGUAA
Messenger RNA from Theobroma cacao (cacao), 240 nucleotides. NCBI's taxonomy places the organism in Eukaryota, Viridiplantae, Streptophyta, Magnoliopsida, Malvales, Malvaceae. The record is from RefSeq and is a predicted model, not a curated record.